AUGAGUUAUAAUAGAGAGAUGAACGAACCGGAUUUACAAAAUUCUCAAGAUAUUGAGUACCUCGCUUUUCUUGAGCGAAUUUCUCAACAAGCUCAACAAUUAGAAGCCCAAGAAUUAGAUUUAAUCAAGACUAAAGAAGAAGAAGACCCAACAACUUAUCCACCUGAUGUUCAACGUAUUCGUUCUGAUUUGCUCGAAGCGAGUUCUCAACUUCGUUAUAUUUCUGAAGGAGAAGAACCAUAUGAAUUUGUAUUUAUUCCAAAUGACGAGAUCAAUUGUUUACCAGAAACAAGUACAGAAUUUUCCAAUCUAGUACAACAAAGUAAUGCUAACAUUAUGACAGAAGAUGAAAAAGGAACAGUAAAAGAAGAGGAACCACGCGUAUUGACAUUUCAAGAAUUUUUUGAAAAAUUUACAGGAGCAAUUGCAGAAGAUCCUUAUGGACAAAAAGAGGGAUAUAAAGAAUUACAAAAAAUUGUUGAAGCAAUAUUUGGAGGUAAAGAAAAUGUUAAGAUAUAUAAAGUUGGAGUAUAUCGUAGAAUUGGAGUUUAUAUUGUAGGAUUAAUAAAAGGAGUUGGAAUUACAGGAUUGAAGACAUUUAGUAUUGAAACAUAA
Molecule: messenger RNA, 615 nt
Organism: Diversispora eburnea
Lineage: Eukaryota; Fungi; Glomeromycota; Glomeromycetes; Diversisporales; Diversisporaceae
Source: the annotation of a GenBank genome assembly